Molecule: messenger RNA, 3598 nt
Organism: Lasiosphaeria miniovina
Lineage: Eukaryota; Fungi; Ascomycota; Sordariomycetes; Sordariales; Lasiosphaeriaceae
Product: Sodium/calcium exchanger protein-domain-containing protein
Exons: 2
Coding region: 103-3486 (1127 amino acids)
Biological process (GO): calcium ion transmembrane transport; intracellular calcium ion homeostasis
Cellular component (GO): endomembrane system; membrane
Molecular function (GO): calcium:proton antiporter activity
Source: RefSeq, a predicted model, not a curated record
UCUAGUGCAAACAAGUAUCCUGGCCGGACCAAACAUCUUAGCACAUCACAAGUAUAUAACUUCAGUUUGCGGUGUCAUUACCGUUGCACAACAUCUUCUACCAUGGAUCCUCCCUCUCAGCCGGGCGAUGGUAGCUCGUCUAGCGAUCCCUCGCCCACUGACACCCGUCGGCCCUCACGGUACGAGUCUAUUACUGGCGCAGACGACAGCCUCUCCGAGAGUUUCCAGUCGACAGAAACCGUGCGGAGGAGACCGGAGCAGAACUAUGGGUCCAUCAAUAGUCCCACCACAGCAGGCAGCAUCCACGCCGACGGAGGAAGCCAAACUGGUACCUCUGACCGUGGCGUUCCACGAACAACCCCUGUGGUACCUGUACGGUCGCCGCUGCUAGGCCCUGACCGAGGUCGCCCGCGCCCGCGAAAGCCGCCUAUGUCGCGCCGCACAUCCUCCAACACACAAGCUCCUCACCGAGGGGAGUACUUCUCUGUGGAUGAUGGCAUCGCCGAGGUCGAGGCCGAGACAUUCGGACGGCAUCACAGCUAUAUUUCAACCGUAAGAAGACGAACUCUCGCACCGCCAACACUAUCACGAGUACACUCGGCUCGUGACGACGAGGAGAUAGAGGAGCAGCCCGAGGACGAGGUUGAGGAGGCGGCCGAACCAUCUUUUAUAGAAGAAGCCGAGGAUGACAUAGUUGCCGAGGAGGGGCCCGUGGGAGAAACGCCUGAUGACGAUGAUGAUAUCAGUGACGCCGAGAGCUUCACCCUCAAGGAUCGUCAGCAGGCCAUUAACGAGACGCAUCCGUUCGGAAUCAGACUGUGGAAGCCAGCUCUCUACAAGAAAGACCGAUCGGUCCAGAAGACCGCCGAAGGUGACAUUCACUCGUCGCCCGGUGGCCGUGUCAGUCGCUGGCUACUCCUCUUCAACCUUCUUUGGACGCUAGGUUUUGGCUGGUGGAUGGCACUCAUUGCCUUUGUCGGUGCCGUUAUCUGCUUCCUCUUCGCUGCCGCACCGAGCGGGCGAGAGUAUGGGCGCGUCUUGUGGGGGUUGGCUGGAUAUCUCUUUUACCCGUUCGGAAAAUUCGUUCGCUUGGAGCAGCAGGAGGCCUAUUUGGACGAGGACCAAGGCGAGGGAAGGAGCAUUAGCGAGUACGAGCAGUGGCAGAGCGGCGAUUUGGAGUAUGGCAGACUCUUUUUCGGACCGGACACGGGCCGGUCAAUCGUUGGUCGGUCUCGAAGAAGCCUCGACUCGGAGCCCGAUGAGACGGAGAGCCUUCUCGGCCGAGGCCGUGGGGGAGUCUCGGACCCCGAUCUCCCGCGGAUGAAGCGACGGCUGUUUGGCCGCGGCCAGUGGAAUAUCGGCCGUGUUGUCUUCUUCGUCUUCUUUUAUUUCCUGAUCAUGCCUUCGCUGUUCAUCACGUCGAUCCUCUGCUACUUUUUAGUAUUCUGGAUUCCUAUGGGGAAGGUCACAAUGCUUUUACUCGACCAUCUUAGACGUCAUCCUCUGGCCUUGUCUUUCGAUUCCGACAUUGCCUCUGCUCGCCACCCUGCGGCACCGCAAUCUUCCAUCCUGGUCUGCACCUAUCGCGCUGUUGGGCUCAAGUACUGGAAGUAUACAAUCGAUGGAACCAAUGUCUUCCUGAUUAACCUCAUGGCCAUCGUCGUCUUCGUCAUCUUUGACUGGGUUGUACUGGAAGGCAUUCUUCACGUGGAGAACUUUUUGACGUCGCCCGCGUUUCUCUUCGUCGGCGGACUGGCAUCCAUCAUCCCUUUGGCAUACUUCAUCGGCCAAGCUGUCGCUUCCAUCUCGGCACAAUCCUCAAUGGGCCUUGGCGCCGCUAUCAACGCCUUCUUUUCCACCCUUGUCGAGGUCUUCCUCUACUGCGUCGCCCUCAAACAGGGCAAGGGCCAGCUGGUUGAAGGCAGCAUUGUUGGCAGCAUAUUUGCGGGCAUCCUCUUCCUCCCCGGCAUCUCCAUGUGCUGCGGAGCCAUCAAGCGCAAGACCCAGCGCUUCAACUCCAAGUCGGCCGGCGUGACAUCGACUAUGCUCCUCUUUGCCGUCAUUGGUGCUUUCGGCCCGACGCUCUUCUAUCAAAUAUACGGCACCCACGAGCUCACUUGCCAGGACUGUAUCGGGUUCGACCGCCCUACCCGCGGGGGGCAAUCGCGCGACUGCCGCCGAUGCUAUUUCUCACAAACACCAACCCUCAAUGACCGCUUUUAUAUCGAAGCUGUGCGUCCUUAUUGCUAUAUGGCGGCCGGCAUGCUUUUUCUGUCGUACAUUAUUGGUCUCUGGUUCACGCUUCGCACACACGCCGCCGUCAUAUGGAACACCGAUGCCGACGAGAAGAAGCACGAGGACGGUAUGACGCCUCACAUUCCCGCGCGAGCUUCAGCACAUGCUUCAUUGGGCGACACCACUAGCGUUGACAUUCGAGAUUCGCAUCUUUACAAGCGGAUUUUAGGCCAGUCUCUUCGCCAGGUCGGCCAUAACCCCAGACCCGAAGAACAGACGAGACAUAACUCGUCCAUUCCGGUAGGCCCAGCCAAUGGUUCGCUUCAUAUCACGCCCCCGAAGCCAACGGGUUACGGCGCCGACAAUAUUGGCACUGGCAUCAAUAUUCCGGGCUUCAGUGAUGCAGAAAAUGAUAACCUUGUUCACCAAGUUGCGGAGAUAGCUGCAACGGCUGCAACGGUCGCCGCCCGAAACGUCCAGGGGCCAAGGCGGACCUCGGCGCAUGGAAUUUCAGUCUCGACUCCGGCUCAGCCCUCUGCGUCGGGCAGCCGUAGCGCUCCGAUCCGCAGUGCUACAUUUUUGGAUCAUGAAGACGCCGGCGAGUUUGUUGGGGCUUCCGGAGGCGGACAUGGAGGCCACGACGCACCAAACUGGAGCCGUCUGAAGAGUUCCAUCAUCUUGAUGGGUGCUACGGUGCUUUAUGCCGCCGUUGCCGAGAUCCUGGUAGACACGGUGGACGUUGUCCUCGAAAGCUUCGAGAUUGACGAAAAGUUCCUGGGCAUCACGCUGUUCGCGCUCGUGCCCAAUACGACGGAGUUUUUGAACGCCAUUUCGUUUGCCAUGAAUGGCAAUAUUGCCCUCUCGAUGGAAAUCGGUUCAGCCUACGCUCUCCAAGUCUGCCUGUUGCAGAUUCCAGCCCUGGUCCUCUUUUCGGCCAUCUACCCUCUCGACAUACCUGUCGAAGACCUUGCGCGAUACACCUUCACACUCCUCUUCCCCCAGUGGGAUAUGGUGACGGUGAUCCUGUGCGUUUUCCUGUUGAGCUACAUGUACGGCGAGGGCAAGAGCAACUACUUCAAGGGCAGCAUUCUGCUGCUCAGCUACAUGGUCGUCGUAAUCGGCUAUUACUUCAGCAGCUUCGGCACUAUUCUUGACGGCCCGGAGAGUGGUAUUAGCCGGUUUGACACCCUCAGCAGUGGAGGGGAGUGGAUAAGUUCCGGACCGAAGCCUGUUAUACCGAGCAUGGCUUGAGCAUGGCUUGAGCACGUAAAGUAUGGUGUUCACGAGACAGUGCCACAUCCGCCUCGGGUUGACUGCGUUAUUCCCUUGUCCAUUUGGUCAUGGGAAGAAAGGACACGGACCG